UCAGCGGGGUUCGCGUUGUAUUAAUUUGUUCCGCUGCGGCUUCCGUAGUUAGCUACACACUGAGAGCGGUUACAUUGAGCAUCUCGUCAAGUUUAGCCUACAGUGAAUGAACGUUGCGGUCGGAAUGGCGAAUGACAGGCUGAGAGCGUUAGAAGAUGUGGAGAAGGAGAUUGCUUCAGUGCUGCAGAGCGCAGGAACGAUCGUUCUGGAGCUUUCUAAAGAGAAGGCCAAUGCCAGUUUAUUAGACCGACAGCUGAACCAGUUCCAGACCUCCAUCAACAGAGUGGAGAGUGAACUGAGUGCACAGAUCCGAUAUCUGACACAGGUGGCAACAGGUCAGCCUCAUGAGGGAUCGACAUACUCGGCCAGAAAGGACUGUCAGAUGGCCCUAAACCGGUCCGAGUAUGCCCGGGUCAAACUGGGAGAGCUGGGACGCACCUGUGAGAUAAUGCUUGAGCCUCAGACGUAAAGAUAUAUUAAAUGAACUGUUGCUUUCUAAUAUCUAUCAGCUGACUUCAUAAGUAUGCACAUGCAUCAAAACAUUUUUGAAUACCGUCGUCAAGCCAACAACACUUUUUAUUCUUCAUAUUCUAAGGAAAAUUUCUAUGACAAAACCAUUGCUUACAAUAUCACCAAAGCUUUUGUCUUAUUGAGAGUUGUUACAUGUUUUCUAAUUUUCUGUAAUCACUUUUUUUUUUAUUAAUAGUUAUGACUUAAGAACAAUAAAAUAUUUUUUCACUAGUAUUUUA
This is a messenger RNA of Cyprinus carpio (common carp), 749 nucleotides long. RefSeq names its product mediator complex subunit 11 (gene med11). Gene Ontology annotation, biological process: regulation of transcription by RNA polymerase II. Lineage: Eukaryota; Metazoa; Chordata; Actinopteri; Cypriniformes; Cyprinidae. Gene Ontology annotation, molecular function: transcription coregulator activity. Gene Ontology annotation, cellular component: mediator complex. The record is from RefSeq and is a predicted model, not a curated record.